CAGAGCAAGUGCUGAAAAAUUAUCCCAACUUGCUUUCUCAUAGCAAACGUGCUUCGUUUAGGCUACUCCUCUCGGCGACAUAUUCCGUUCUGUGAUGAAGACAAAUUAGUGACAUUUUAUACGCGUUUUAAAAUAUCGUUGAAUCUGUAUUUCGCAAUGGUUGAGAAACUUGUACCUUCGUCAAAGAUGAGCGCAUAUCUUCGUUAAGGUGCAUUUUUUUUUAGAGUAGAGAAAAGCAAUUGAACGUCACGGCCAGAAUCCCAAAGAGUUCAUUAGUAUUGACUAUCUAUAAAAACGAAAUAAAUAUAUUGAUAGCUUGAUUUGUGGUAUUUUCCUCGGUCAGAAAAAUAGCGUUUUUUUUGCCAGUGGUAACAUUGAUGGCUGCAUAAUGACAUGGGAAUGAAUUCUUCGAAUUUAAAUGACAAGUUAUCUAUGGUCCUAAUGGAUUUUCUCUCAACUGGGGAUUUUUCUUCGUGAUACAGUAUUUGAAAUCAUUCAUUGAGACUGAGGUUUGAGGGUUAGAUACCUGCCUCUCGGACUACAGAAGGAAAAACAAACCCAGGCAAGAUUUGUGUUACGCGGAAGACCACCGGGGAAGAGGAUCCUAAGUCUUUGGCUAAGGAUAGUAAUCUGGUGAUGGACUUCAUGGAACUGCACAUGGGAGCGGUUUUGUUGUGGGUCCUGGUGUUGGAUUUCUGUGGUUGGGCUGAGGCUGGUAUCCUGUACCGUGUCCAGGAGGAGCAGCCGCCCAGCACGCUGAUAGGCAGCCUGGCAUCAGACCAGGGCCUGCCAGACUCUGGUCACCUUUACAAGCUAGAGGUGGGCGCUCCAUACCUGCGUGUAGAUGGGAAGACAGGGGACAUCUUUACCACAGAAAUUCCCAUAGACAGGGAGACACUGAGAGCCUGCCGCAGCAUGGUCAGGGGCAAACCCUGCUUCCUGGAGUUUGAAGUGUCUGUCACAGACCUUAUCCACAACCAGAGCCCCAGGCUCAUCGAGGGUCGCAUCGAGGUCCAGGACAUCAACGACAACACUCCGCAAUUCCCCUCCCCCGUGCUCACCAUCUCUGUCCCAGAAAACACCCACAUGGGGGCGCUGUUCUCCAUCCCCCUCGCCACAGACAGGGACUCGGAGAGGAACAGGGUGGCCGACUACGCCCUAACCGCGGGGCCAGAUGCAGCGACUCUCUUUGGCCUGCAAGUGUCAGAGGACAGGGGAGAGAAGCUUCCCCAACUCAUCGUCCUGGGAAGUCUGGACCGGGAGCUCAAGGACAGUUACGACCUGAACAUUAAGGCUGUGGAUGGAGGUAACCCCCAGCGCUACAGCAGUGCCUUGCUGAGAGUGGUGGUUGCUGACGCAAACGACAAUGCGCCAAAGUUUGACAAGGCCACAUAUGAGGCUGAAGUGUCAGAAAACAGCCCUGUGGGACAUUCCGUGUUGCAGGUGAAAGCCAAUGACUCUGACAUGGGCCCCAAUGGAGAGAUAGAGUAUACGCUACACCAGGCAUUAGACCCAGUGCCAAAACUCCUGCGAAUUGAUCGUUCCACUGGCAUCAUCUAUGUCAAAGGGCCUUUGGAUCGGGAAGAAAUCAGCGAUUUGACAUUCUACGUAGUGGCCAGAGACAAAGGUCCCCAACCCAAAAGUUCCAAGACCUUUGUUACUAUCGAGGUGACUGACCAGAACGACAAUUCCCCUGCUGUGGAGAUCCGUGGGAUCGGCCUGGUGAGCCACAGUGACGGUGUGGCCAACAUAUCAGAGGACAUGCCCGUGGGCACGGCGGUGGCCUUGGUCCAGGUGUCUGACAGGGAUGAGGGGGAGAAUGCAGUGGUCACCUGUGUGGUGGCAGGGGACGUGCCUUUCCAGCUGCGCCCGGCCAGUGAAUCGUCCACUGACAACAAGAGAAAAUAUUUCCUGCAGACCACCACCCUCCUGGACUAUGAGAAGGUAAGGGAAUACCGUGUGGAGAUUGUGGCUGUUGAUUCUGGCAAUCCAGCUCUCUCCAGUACUAACUCAUUAAAGGUGCAGGUGACUGAUGUUAAUGACAACUCUCCAGUGUUUUCCCUGACCCUGUUCGAGGUGAACUUUACAGAGGAGAACCAGCCAGGGGACAAGGUUGUGGACGUGGUUGCCACAGACCCUGACAGCGGCACUAAUGCUGAGCUUGUCUAUAGCAUCGUAGCAGACACAUCUACUAGAGGCCUGUUUGAGAUUGACCCUGACUCAGGGGAGGUGAGGGCACAAAGCCCCCUGGACAGAGAACAUAGAGCGCAUUAUGAGUUCAGGGUCACCGCAGCCGAUAAAGGCUCCCCCAGUCACAGAGGAACAGCCACGGUCGUGGUCAAUGUGCUGGACCGCAAUGACAAUGACCCUAAGUUCAUGCUGAGUGGCUACAGUUUCUCUGUUCUGGAGAACAUGCCCCCACUCAGCGCUGUUGGGAUGGUGACGGUGCUGGACAUAGAUCAGGGAGAGAACGCAAGAGUGCAGCUCUCUGUGGAGCCAGACGGAGGAAGGUUUGUGGUUCAGAACGGAACAGGAACCAUCCUGUCCAGCAUCUCCUUUGACCGGGAAAAGGAGAGCAGCUUCAGCUUCCGUCUGAAGGCCGUGGAUGGGGGAGAGCCUCCCAGGUCCUCCUAUGUAGGCGUUACCAUCAAUGUCCUGGAUGAAAAUGACAAUGAUCCUGUGGUCACCAAGCCCUCCAACUCCUCCUUCAGACACCUGUCCCCUCUAGGUUCCCCAGACAGCCUUGUGGAGCUAGUGGAAGCUGAAGACCUGGACACUGGGCCAAAUGCAGAGCUGGUCUUCAGCAUCACUGGUGGAAACCCUUAUGAACUCUUCAGCAUCUCCUCCACUACUGGGGAGAUCACCCUGGCCAAGGAGCUGACCCAGAAACAUGGUGGGCUCCAUCGACUGGUGGUUAGGGUGAGUGACAGAGGCAAGCCUACACGCCACACUACUGCCCUGGUGCACAUCUUUGUCAAUGAGACCAUCUCUAAUGUCAGCCUGGUGGAGGCACUGGUGGGACACAGUCUCUACACGCCUCUGGAGACAGACAUCGCUGGUGACCCUGACUACGGCCUUGCCGCCCAGCGCAGUAACAUCCUGUAUGGCAGCCUGGCUGGAGUGGCAGGCGUUGUCAUGGUGAUUGUGGUGGUGGUGUUUAUCCGCCACCGCAUUCAGAGGGAGACGAAGAGUGGCUACCAGGCUGGCAAGAAGGAGACCAAGGACCUUUACACCCCCAAGCAGGGGCCCAAGAACGGCAAAGGCAAGAAGGGCAGGAAAGGAAAGCCCUCUAAGUCCCCCAAGCCCUUGGGAGAAGAGGAAGAGGUCAGCCUCCAGAAGAGUCUCAAGUUCAACCUGGAUGGGGUCAACGACAGCCCCAGGAUCCACCUGCCCCUGACAUAUCCCCCAGGUAGCCCUGACCUGGGCAGACACUACCGCUCCAACUCUCCCCUGCCUUCCAUCCAGCUGCAGGCCCAGUCACCGUCGGCCUCCCAGAAGCAUCAUGUGGUCCAGGACCUCCCUGCCACUAACACCUUCGUAGGGAUUGGAGGAGAUGACAACUCAACAGGUUCAGACCAGUACUCGGAUUAUAGCUACAAGGCCAGCCAGCCAAAGUACAACAGCAAACAGCUACCCCAUCGCAGAGUGACAUUCUCCACAGCCAAUCCGGUGCAGAAUCUGCAGGAUGCAUCUCAGCACAGUUACUAUGACAGCGGCCUGGAGGAGUCAGAGACGCCCAGCAGUAAGUCAUCGUCUGGCCCCCGUAUCGGGCCCCUGACCCUGCCUGAGGAUCACUACGAGAGGACCACCCCAGACGGCAGCAUUGGGGAAAUGGAGCACCCUGAAAAUGAUAUGCGUUCCAUUCCUGAUGUGGCCAUGACUGGUAACUGUACUCAGGAGUGCAGUGAGCUGGGUCACUCAGACGCCUGCUGGAUGCCUGGGCAGCCCUCCCCAGUGCGCAAGACCAGGAAUCCCCCCAAACUCUCCACCUUCGUGCCUUACCAGGAGAGAGGGAGCCUGGGCCGCCUGGCCAACGGGAGCGCCAGGCCGGGUGGCGAGGAGUACCGAGCCAGCAUUCUGCCCUCCCGUAGUGCCUAUUCCAACAGCGGCCAUGCCCCUAGGCAGGACUGCCCAAAGGAGGAGGUGCCCCUGAGCGUGGCCUCUGAGUUCCUGCCCACCUCCCCUCCUAGCCACACCCCCAAACAAGAGAUCUACCUGUGAGAAAGCCCCACCUCCCACAUCUGAUUGGUGCACAGAUAGAGGAGGAGCCACAGAGACACACCCACUUUAGAAAAAGAAACAUGCUCUUAGAGGAUCUGAAAAGUCAAUUUAUUGAAAUAAAUACCCAUUCUGUAGGAAAUAUGGGAUGUGAUUUGUGGAAUCAUUGGUAUGUGCAAUAGGAGUUUUUCAUUUUAUUUAUUUACAUAUUUAUUGGUUUAUUAAUGUAUUAAUUAGUUAAUGGAUUUAUUUAUCAAUGCAGUUUCUUUGAAAGCAUUGGUUAAACACUUGUGGUAAUAUCACACUAAAUCAACAUACAAUCAAUCCCUAAAACACUAGUGAUUUUCUUAGCUAAGCCCUAACCUGUUGUGAUAUGUUCUCUGGAACAUCCAAUGUGUGAUCAGUGCCAUAACCAGAUAACAUUCAUCUGACAGGCAAUGAAGCCCUAAGGGUAGACUUAACAUUUUUGAUUAACAAUCAAAUGGAAUGAUCUUUCUUAAUGUACAGUGCUGUAAAUACAUGUGAAUGGUGUACACUGUAUCUUGUAUAUAUUUCUGUCUGGCUCAAGCUGAUAACAAUAGCCUCAGAAUUUUAGCAUUUGAGCUUUUCUUUGCUGCUGCUGUUUAACACUUGAUUGAAAUGUUUUCCAAAAACUUGGACGGAGAGUGUGGAAAGGCACUUGAAUUAAUUAAUCAACUACACACACAUCUGUGACCCCCAAUCAUGAUAGAACCAUAGCAUGUUACCUCAUGCUCCCUGGAUAGCUAUUAAGCCAAACCCCUAGCUCACAUUCUGAUAGUGUUUGCCCCUCUCAGAGUAGAGCCUCUGGUUCCCCACCUACACUGUAGAUGAGAAUAUAUAUAUUCUCUGUUCUGUGUGAAAAGCUCCUCUUCAAUGCCUCCCUAUGCCUGAAUAACACUGAGCUAAUCAGUUGCUCUCCACAUAGAGGUCACCAUUACAUUCAACCUUGUGUCUCUAGCCUCGUUAGGUUUUCUCCUCACGAUCCGCGUGAAUUUCAAUAGUUUUACUCCGCCUAAGGAGUUAUUCACACGAGUUUCAGCGCAGCACUUUUCAGUCCUGAGAGCCACUAAGGUGACUUAGAGUGCUGUGACUGAAUUCCUCUGUCUCUCAGAAACUAUGCUUUUUACAUCUACAUCCUGAUAGGUCUCCUUGUGUUGGUCUCACGUCUUUAAAGGAAGGCUACAGUAAUCAUCUGGGACUAAUUUUUAUUUUACCUUUAUUUAACUAGGCAAGUCAGUUAAUUAAGAACAAAUUAUUAUUUACAAUGAUGGCCUACCCCGGUGACGCUGGGCCAAUUGUGCACCGCCCUAUGGGACUCCCAAUCAUGGCCAGAUAUGAUACUGGAUUUGAACCAGGGACUGUUGUGAUGCCUCUUGCACUGGCAUGCAGUGCCUUAGACCACUGCGCCACUCAGGAGACCUUUUGUUUUGGUGAAGAAGAAAAGUGGUCACUCAGGUCACCAUUUUGUUUAAACAUAAUUUACCUGUUGCAUCCAUUGGUGCAUGUUAUAAACAAUGAUGACAUGUUGCCAUUUCAAAUAAAGUUAAAUAUUGGUUGCAGGAGUCAUAUAUUUUCAGUCCAGUUGACAUUCAUAGAGUUCAGGUUAUGUUACGUUGUUCCUCAUUUUUCAAUUGACAAUUAGAUAGAGGACAUUCCUGUUGGAUACAGCAGCAGUCUUUGACAAAUACUUAUUUUCAAAGUCAUUUAAAAGCAGACAUCUGGAGGACACAGGAACAGUAGUAUGUAAUUGGAUGAUGAUAACGCCACUGGCCCGCCUCGCAGCACAGUAGUAUUACUCAUAGCUUUUGAUUUGUACACUGAUUCGAUUCGAUUUGUAUCUUAGCCCCUGUUUUGACCACAGUGUAUUUCUAUGGAGAGAGAGACAGUGGGUCUGGUCUGAGCAAGGGGUGGAAGGGCCUGGAAGGGAAUGGAUGCUGGGCUCCCAUAAUUAGUUUGUGUAAUGAGUCCUUAGCCAGGGCAUAUGUGAGCAUACAGCCUGAAGACAACACAGCAGCCACAUAAUCCAAAUCCAUCUGCAAAACUACAGUAAUUUAAAAAGCGGUAUUUUUAUCUGGACUUACCUCAUCCCACCGCCGUUGGCAACACAUGUAGAAUAAUUCAACUCAAAACAUGUGGAAAUUACUGGACAUGGCUAUGAAUAAAUAAGGCAGGUGAUUAUCCUAGCCUUGAGGGGUGAACAAGCACAUUAUGCUGUUUUCAAAGCCAUUUAGCCACUGAAAUAAAAUCCAGCAAGAGUCAUAAAACACGAUGAUGAAGCCUUUUGGUCCCCCCCCCCCCCCCCCCCCCCCCCCACCACCACCCAACCCCCUCUCAAAGCAGCUUCACUGAGCUAGAGCAGCGGGUGAGUUCACUGACCUGGAAUUAUUAAUAUGUGUGAAAGAUUGCGAUGAGUGAUAAAGCCAACGUCAUACAGCCUCAACACUGCCUUUGUCUCCUAUGCUCUGUCUGACUCCUUUCAGAUUCGCUGAUUCAUCUGACUCCAGCCUGAAUCUGGCAUAAAUCAACAGGCUUAUCUCUUUACUAAUCACUUGGUCUGGCUGAAUAACUUGGUGUGGCUUCUCUCUGGCAUGUCUGAACAACUGAUUUUGACUGAAGCCCUUAUUCAAAUCAAACCACUGGGUUUGAGUGCUUACCAACACCCGUGUUUGCAUACACAUUCUUUUUUCAGCCAGAAUAACUGUGUUAUACCUUUUUCUCUCCAGCCUAUAUCAAUUAGUAUGUUUGAAUAUCCUGAAUCACAUGGUUUUACCUGUCCUUUGAACUCAUACUUAAUUUAUUAUUUGUGUUGACUGCUCUCUAGAAAGCAGGAUGGUUGACAAGUCCUGGAUCAAAGCAUUAAUAGUAUGAAAACCCUUGAUACACUCCACAGUAUGUCCAAUCAUGUGUAGUUUGUAUGUUUUAUGUAAUGUCAAGUUCACCUGAGUAUCCUCUGCCUCUCUGUAGUGGUCUUGUAAGGUGAUUGUGGCUGUGGACUGAUGGACAUGAUGAGAUACUGGAGAAUAGGCAAAGGAGUUUUCUCUAAGACUAAGGGCUGGAUUCAAUCCAUAUCGCCGAAGUAUCGCGGAAGAUCCCCGUUAAAAUGUAAAGGUAAUGCCGACAUAUGCAGCGUUUACCGUGAAUGCAGUCUCUGGAACAUUGCCUAUUGUCAGUCGUGCUAUAAAGUGGGUCUUCAGCGCUACGGAUUGAAUAGAGCCUUAAGCCUCCUUAAAUAGAAAAUCAAAGUGAGCUAUGACAAAUCUCUCUUGAAAGUGUACUGUACAUAGAUCUACACAUCCCCAUGUGUGCUGUCAAGCAGGCUAUGAGUUUAGCAUGAAUUCCAAAGAUAAUUAGUAGUGUUUUUGAUGAGAUCUUAGUGCUGGUUUUGGUUCAAGAACCCUCUCCCCAAGGAGCUGACAUUCACUGCACAUUUCAUCACCAUCAGAGACAGUUCUACACAGUAAAAUAAAGACAAGCUGCCUUGAAAGUGUGUCGUUGCAAGAGAGUACCAAGUUGUUAUCCUAAUUGUUGGUUAUAUUUAUAUAGAACAAAAUGCUUGUGAUGCCAUGUUUUUGUACAGUUUUAUGUACAUGCAAGUGAAGCUUUUUAAAACGUAUUACAAAAGCCGAUGGCAUAUAAAAAUUGUAAUGUGUUUCUUGAUAUGUGCACAUUUUGCCUUGGUUGGAUUGAUCUUUGCUGAGUCGGUGUGAAUGUGGCCGUUCUAUGCCUGCACCGUAGUCCUUCACUGGCUCCCUGCUCCCGAGGACUUUAUCAGACUUUAUGUUGAUCGUGAACAGUGGAUUGUCGGAUCCUACCUAUUUGUUCAAUUCCAAUGUGUUCCAUUUUGUUCUGUUUUUGGCAUGUUGAGAAAAUUCCCUUGUAAUAAGUCCUCAAGAACUUUGUAAUAAAAUUAGUCCAGGAAAAAGAA
This is a messenger RNA of Oncorhynchus mykiss (rainbow trout), 8164 nucleotides long. RefSeq names its product protocadherin-1. Gene Ontology annotation, molecular function: calcium ion binding. The record is from RefSeq and is a predicted model, not a curated record. Gene Ontology annotation, cellular component: plasma membrane. Lineage: Eukaryota; Metazoa; Chordata; Actinopteri; Salmoniformes; Salmonidae. Gene Ontology annotation, biological process: homophilic cell-cell adhesion.